UCCUUCCUCAAGAGGUUUGUUUUUCUUCACCCAAGAUGCUUCCCCUCCCACCUCCACCCCAACUCCAAAAGCAAACCACACCAGCCCCUCUCAACCAAAUACUCCUAUCAAAGCAAUCUAUAAUAAAGCUCCGGCGACCUCGCCGGACCAACCCAGUUGUGUGGUGCUGCUCAGUUGUGUGCCUCCUGUUGAGCCUUCUUCUCAUCUUCUUUGGGGUUGCAACUUUGAUCAUUUUCAUCGACAUCAAACCAAGAAACCCGUCUUUCGACACCCCUGGUCCAAGCCUCGGCAGCAUCUACUUUGACUCGCCAGAGUACUUCAAUGGCGACUUUACCUUCAUCGCAAAUUUCUCCAACCCAAAUCGGAAAAUCACGGUGAGGUUUGAGUAUGUAGACGUACAGCUCUAUUUUCAUGACAAGCUCAUAGCAACUCAAGCACUUCAGCAUUUCACACAAAAGCCAGGAGAGACAAGAUUGGAAUCAGUUCACCUGAUUUCGAGCCUGGUUUAUCUGCCACAUAACAUUGCAGGAGAGCUUCAAAAGCAAGCACAGAGCUACAGUGUAACGUAUUAUAUACAAGGAAACUUUAAAGUGAAAGCCUCUUUGGGUGUAACUCAUUUUUCUUAUUGGUUGCACGGAAGAUGUCAACUAGAGAUGACUGGUCCACCAACUAGUACCCUGGUAACUCGAAGCUGCAAAACAAAGAGAUGA
Malania oleifera is the source of this 710-nucleotide messenger RNA. RefSeq lists its product as uncharacterized. The transcript has 2 exons. The coding region runs from base 36 to 710 and encodes 224 amino acids. NCBI's taxonomy places the organism in Eukaryota, Viridiplantae, Streptophyta, Magnoliopsida, Santalales, Ximeniaceae. The record is from RefSeq and is a predicted model, not a curated record. Gene Ontology annotation, cellular component: plasma membrane.